AUGUCCACAGAUCUAGAAUUCCAGGGAAGCUUGACAAAAAUUCGAUUACCGGCCACCAAGAUAACUUCUUCACAGUCUUCAGAUAUCACUGACGACAACUCCGGCUUAAUUCCGGUACGAAAUGACAGCAUUGGGGAUGAGGAAGAAUGCCAAACACCGAAAUCACCUCGGCAUAUGAUUCCCAAGAUCCUCAGUUGCCCACCGGCGCCGAUGAAGCCGAGGCCGGUGGCUUCAUGUAAGAGGAAGCCCUGCGAGACGCUGCAGUUUUUCGAGAUCGUUGCCAGUGAAGAAGUUGAGUCGUUUUUCAGGUCUAGUUUUGGGUUGAUUAAUGACAUCAAUUCUUGUGGUUCAAUGAAGAAAAGAUCAGGUUAA
Ilex paraguariensis (yerba mate) is the source of this 372-nucleotide messenger RNA. Lineage: Eukaryota; Viridiplantae; Streptophyta; Magnoliopsida; Aquifoliales; Aquifoliaceae. The record is from the annotation of a GenBank genome assembly.